AAAAUGGUUCCUUUUUCAUUCGUCAAUGGAAGUGAAAAAAUUGCUUAACAAAUUCUAAGCGGUUCUAGGGAAAUAGAAAAUAAUUUAUUAAGCUGUACAAAAUAGUUUGUAUAUGUUAUUAGUUAAAACUAAUAGUAAUUUAUUUAAUAAGUUAAAUCAAAGUAAAGUGAAGAAAGCUUGUCCAAAAUGUGGAAUCAAUGGGCAUCGGGGCCACCACCAAUACCCCCAACUUCCAAUAAUCCACAAUCGCCCUUAAUUGGACCGGUUCUGCCUGCAGCACAGGCACCGCCACCUUCGCAAGCACCACCAGCACCAGUGCCAGCUGCCUUGCCAGCGGUUCCACCGAUGCAAACAGUUCCAUACCAAACUGGAGCUCCGACUUACACCCCAGCCCAAUAUGCUGCAAUGACCCCAGAACAGCAAUACGCUGUUCAACAGCACUGGCAGCAAUGGCAGGCUUACGAGCAACAAUACGCUCAAUGGCAUGCUCAGUACGGCGAGCAGUACAAACGUGAAAUGGCUGCAAUUCAAAGCACACCAGCUCAACCAGCUGUAGUUCCUUACAGUGGAACUGCAGUUGCCAACACCUAUAAUUAUCCUCCUCCAGCCGUCUCUAAUCCUUAUCCAAUACCACCAGUUCCAACUACUGCACCACCUCCACCUCCCCCAGAUGAUAAUAGUAAUUCGAAAGGAAUAAAGGCUCCGGCUCAGAUCUACGAACAACCACCUCCGCCUCCUCCACUUCCUCAAGAAACAUCUAUGCAGAACAGUAAUGACCCCGUUGGGCAACAGGAAAAUGUACUUAAUUCACAGAAUCAGAAUCUGGUAUCAUCACAACCCCUGCCAAACCAAGAAAAUCGAUGGAGUCAGCCACCACCGUUCUCUACGCCAAAUUUAGGAAAUCGGCGGAAUGGUCCAAAUGAUGGAUCAAUUAAUCAACAAAAUCAAUACAACCAACAAAAUCAACAAAACCAAUAUAAUCCACAAAACCAAUAUAACCAACAAAAUCAAUUUAACCAACAAAAUCAAUAUAACCAACAGAACAGACAGCAAAAUCAACAAUUUAAUCAACAAGACAGGUCACUUCAAAAUGAUCAACAAUUUAAUAAUGGGAAACAACAAAACAUGCGACAAAAUCAAAAUAAUAAUUAUCCACGUAAUCAACAAGAAAAUGAACAAGGAAGAAACAACCGUCAAGGAAACAGACAGAACAACAAUUUCGGUGGCCGAAAUCGUAGUCGAAGCGGAAACAACUAUGAGAAUGAACGCCAGUUUGAUGACUCUGAUGGAAGAAACAACAAUCAAUAUCAGUCAUGGCAACAAGACAAUUCAGGCGAAAGAAAUAAUCGGGGAAACUUUACAAACCGAUUUGACAACAGUUAUGAUAAUUUUGACAGAAACUUGGGACAGAAUCAACAAAAUUCUAAUAAUUGGCAAAGCAAUAUGCAGAGUGGCAAUUUUGGAACUCCCGACAAUAGACAGAGGCAAAUUUCACAGAAUCAAAGUACACCAAAUGAAAAACCUCAAAAUCAAUCAACCGGUGGGUCCGUUGACGAAAAAGUAUUUGAUGAACAAUUUCGAUUGUGGGAAGAACAGUUUGAAAACUGGAAAAAAGAGAACGCCAAUCAUCCAGAUCGCGAUAUGUAUAUGAAGUAUGAAAGAGAGUUCGAGAAGACGAGAGUCCGAUUGUUAGAACGUCGAGAACAGAUGAGACGCAGGAAAAUGAUGGAAAUGCAGCAGAAAUCUAACUUACAAAACUCCGAAACGCGGGAACCAUUGCAAAACCAACAAUCUCAUCAAUCAAUUCCAACCAACAACCAACAAUCUCAUCAACCAAUUCCACCACAAAAUGAUCCAAAACAACUAGAACCUAUGCAACCUCAAAAUCCAAUUCUUCAUCCAGAUGCACCUCAGGAUGUUCAAAAUGAAAUUUCUAAUAAUUCUAAUGAAAAAAUAAUUGAAGCAGAAAAACCUAAUAAAUCGCUUGAAAUACAGAAAUCUCAAAAUUCCGACAUGGAACAAAGUGAAUCCGAAGACUGCGUUGUUAUUUUGUCUUGUGAAAAAAUAGAUAAAACCACGCCAGAAGCCGAGAAAGAAAGUGAAAAUAAAAAUGUAGAAGAAAAAGAAACCGAAAAUUUAAAUAAAUCUGAAACAACCAUAUUUAAAAAACAAGAAAUGACUGAAUUGUUUAAAUCAGGAGGAGGAAUUCCUGGAUUAGAUUUGGUUGGCUCUAAAGAUGGUGAAGUGGUUGAUAAUCCAAUGAAUGAAAAUGAAAAAAAUAAGAACGUAAUGGAUUCAGAUACUGAUGGACCAACUAGGCCUCCCAAAAUACCUGCCACUUCAUUCAAUAGUGGAAAUAUUCUUACAACUCCGCAACAUCAGCAAAUGACAUUAAAAGAUUCAAACCCUCAGUUCUCGUUUUUGAAUUCCCAAGCGCAAAUAAAUCAAGCAACACCACCACCACCACCACCAGCACAACGAAAAAUUCCAUCACUUUUUGACAUAGUUGUCGAAAAACCAGUUCUCUCUCCAGAAGCUUGUGUGUCGCCACUACUACGAAAUGCUUCCCCUGCGGGAAGUAGAACUUCAAAAGCAGAUAUUCCCCGAGAUGCCGCGAGUUGUCAUUCGAGAAGUAUAUCAAGAGAUCGUGAUGUAUUAGCAUCCCCUUUUCAGAGACCACAAUCACAAAUGUCUACAGAACAGAACAUUCAGCAAUCUGUUCCUAAUCAGCAGCAGUCUAACUUACCACCACAGGCAGCAGAUCUUGCAAAAGCUCUACAAGAUCCAAAUGUAAUGCAACUACUAAGCGUUGCUUUAGCCCAAGCUCAAAAAAGUGGUUGUUUAAAUCCAGCAGCAAAUGCACAACAAAAUCAGCUUCUCCAGCAACUCCAACAACUUCAACCACUUAUUCAAAUGCAACAAGAACGUUCUAAUAAUCGACAAUGGGACAACAAUGCGUCGUCAGAAAUGUCCCAACAUCCACAACAGUCGCAAUCGUGGCAAAAUCAAAGUCAAAAUCGAAAUCAAGAUUUCGACAACAGACAACAGAAUACAAAUAUGAACCACAAUGUAAACCCAAACAACAGGUUCAAUUCAAGUGGGUUUGACAGUCGCAAUCAAUUUGAUGAUAAUUCAUUCAAUAACGACGAUCGCCUGAGCCGACGACCGGGCAGUUCUAAUUUAUCCGACGGCGGUAGAGAUAUGCCACAAAAAAAUCCACGAAAUCCAUUCCGACGUGGUAAUGGUCCCGAAGAUACAGACAAUGGAGGAAAUAAGAAUCUUGACAUUACAAAUAGCGGACGGGGUCCUUUUGAGAGUAGUACAAAUAACGCAUUUGGUGGUCUGACAAAUCUCCAGCAGCAAAGAGGAGGAAAUUUCGAAGGAAACUUCGAAAAUGAUAAUUUCGGAAGAGGUAACUUUACAAACGAUAACUUUGGAAGAGGUUUCAGUGGUGGAAGAGGAAAUUUCGGAGGAAGAAAUUUCGGUGGAAGAAACUUCGACGACGAGAACUUUAAUAGAGGAGGAGUAGCAGGUGGAGGAGACAAUUUUGGAAGAGGGGACAAUUUUAAAAGAGGAGACAGUUUUGGAGGAGGAAACAAUUUUGGAGGAGGACACAAUUUUGGAAGAGGAGACAAUUUUGAAGGAAGAGACAAUUUUGAAGGAAGAAACAAUUUUGAAGGAGGAGACAAUUCCAAAGAAGGAGACAAUUUUAACAAUCCUCGUGACAGCAACUAUGAUGGAGAAAACUUUGCCGGAGGAAGAAACUUCAAUAACAGACCCGAUACGAAUUUCAAUAAUUCUCUCGGAUACCGGAAUAAUGCAAACAAUUUUGGUGAUCGCGGUGUUGGUGAUAAUGACUUCUAUCGUCCAAAACAAAUAUUUGACUACCAAAACCGUUCACGUCCAGAAUCAUUGAUGCCCGCAGCAAAAGUUGUUGAUUAUGGUCACAAGCCAUCUGCACUUUUGCCACCAACUUCUUUUGGUCGUGAUAAUAGUGAGUUCGUUCCAGUUAAAACGAUUGAUUAUGGUCAUGCAAAAGCUCAGAAUGCAUUCCAAGAUAAAAGUGGUAAUCAAAAAUCUAAUAAAUGGAAUCAAGGUCAAGACCAUCAACAACAACAGCAACGAAAUCAGAAUCAAGGUUUUAGAGGAAAUUCAAAUGAAACCAAUUCAAACGUAAAGACAAACAAUCCAGAAGAAAAUGAAAAUCCUAACUGCGACGAAUUAUCUACACCGACUGAAACUGAUAACGUAAAUGAGUUGGAAUCUGAAAAAGGGCAAGAAUAUCCAAGAAAUAAAUGGAUCUUGCAAAACCCAGAAAGCCGUCAAAGACCGGGUCCACCCACUAAGAGGGGCAAGAGGAAUUCUAUUCAAUUUGACACCGAACCUUUAACAGAAAAUACACACCCAGAGUCAUUUGAAAAUGAUGAAAUUGAAGAAAAUUUUGAAGAAAUAUCUGAUAAUGAAUGCAGCAUUACAGAAACUGCCGACCUUCCUUCUCAAAACACUCCAAUAAAAAAGAAAACAGUAUCCUUGUUCCCGUCAGUAUCGGAUUCAAAUAAAACCCCAUCAAUGGUCAUUCCCUCGAAUGAGAAUAACAACACUAUUCCCAUUGAUGAGAUUUUAUUUAAACCGGGACGGUUGACGCGACCAAAAAAUAUUGUAAUAAUUAUACGUGGCCCACCGGGAAGUGGAAAAUCACACGUAGCUAAAUUAAUAAAAGAGAAAGAAGUUGAAAUGGGUGGACAGACUCCACGCUUGCUUAGUGUAGACGAUUACUUCAUGGUUGAAAAUGAUUAUGAAGAAAAGUGCCCUAAAACUGGUCGAAAGAUACCAAAGAAGGAAAUUCUUUAUGAAUACGAAAAAGAAAUGGAACCAACAUAUAUGCAGUAUUUAAUUAAGUCCUUUAAAAAAACAGUUACUGAUCAUCUUUUUGACUUUAUUAUUGUUGACUGUUGUAAUCAGUCGUUACGUACAUUCAAUGAAUUUUAUAAUGCUGCUAGGGAUGGUAAUUUUUCGCCAUUUGUCAUCGACCUGAAAUGCAAAUUGGAGCGUUGUCUCGAACAAAAUAUUCACAAUCGAAAGGAAGAAGACAUCAAGCAAAUAAUUGAGAAUUAUCAAGAUUGUCCACGACAUUAUAUAAAGCUCGAUGUUUCUAACUUAUUGGAAAAUGUUGUUGAAAUGGAAGAUGUAUCUGAUCUGGAGGAUCACUUUGUUGCCGAUUCUGAGGUAAUUGAGCUAGACGAUGAUGACGAUGAAGAAGAAGUAAUAGAAGCAGAAGAAGAAACAACUGACAAUAAUGAUGGCAGAUUUCUGAAAAGCAAAUGGGACACCGACCCGACUACAGAAAAUUUAGCACGCCUCGAUGGUACUAGUAAACCGAUUUCCAAACGUGGAACUGCUACUCUUGAAGAAUAUCUUCAGAUAGAUGGUUGGGAGCCUCCAUCUUCUAAUACAAAUGGAAAGAAAAGAGUACGAUGGGCUGACAUAGAAGAAAAGCGCGCUCAAGAUAAAAUGCGAGCAAUUGGUUUUGUAGUUGGUCAAACAGAUUGGAACCGUAUGAUGGAUCCUACAAGUGGAAGCGGUGCUCUCACGAAAACAAAGUACAUAGAGAGAUUGACUAAACGUCGUUAGAUCAUUGCAUACUUUUAUGUAUUAUAAUAUAGUUGAUGUUUUUUUUUAUUGAACUAUAUAUUCAAAUUAAGAAAUAAUUUGCAACGGUUGCCGUCUGUAUUAAGCAAUGAAUGUGGAUCAGCACGACAUCUGUGUUCUUUACUUUUACACACAUUAGGAACUCAUAAAUUAAAAAUUAUUUAAAAAUAAUGAUAACUUUUUUUCUGCAAAAUAUUAAUUUUAUUUUAUUUUUUGAGUAUCAAAUAAAUUUGUCUGAUUGAAAAGUUAGGAAA
Molecule: messenger RNA, 5903 nt
Organism: Eupeodes corollae
Lineage: Eukaryota; Metazoa; Arthropoda; Insecta; Diptera; Syrphidae
Gene: ZAP3
Product: probable cyclin-dependent serine/threonine-protein kinase DDB_G0292550
Exons: 11
Coding region: 187-5631 (1814 amino acids)
Biological process (GO): regulation of telomere maintenance
Cellular component (GO): nucleus
Source: RefSeq, a predicted model, not a curated record